Conger conger (European conger) is the source of this 2780-nucleotide messenger RNA. RefSeq names its product B-cell receptor CD22-like. Gene Ontology annotation, biological process: cell-cell adhesion. The transcript has 11 exons. The record is from RefSeq and is a predicted model, not a curated record. The coding region runs from base 227 to 2095 and encodes 622 amino acids. Gene Ontology annotation, cellular component: membrane. NCBI's taxonomy places the organism in Eukaryota, Metazoa, Chordata, Actinopteri, Anguilliformes, Congridae.
UCAUAUAAUCUCCAUAUCAGCAAGAGGUAAUGAGAACUGACGAUUACCCAGCUGUGAAGGCGUACAUAUGCAAAGCAAAGUUUAAUUUCUUUAGCCAUCCGUGAAAUGCCAAAAAUAAGCAUGACUUGAAAAAGGAGAAGUUUGUCAGAUUUUCAAGACUCAUGAUUCAUUAGAAAACCACUAGAAAAGAUCCCCAGAUCCACACUCUCAGCAAUCUGGUCCAGCCAUGCUCUUCAAAACCGUUUUGGUAAUCCUCCUCUAUGUGUCAGGUGUUCUAGGCCAAAAUGGAUGGAGAGUGACUUACACCCCUGAGACAAUCUGUGGCUUAAAGGGGUCUUCAGUAGACAUGCGCUGCAGUUACUUAUAUCCCAAAUCUCACACAGUGCAGAAAACAUUCUGGUUCAUUCACCAGAACCCUAUACCGGAGCUUGAUGACCUGUCCCUGGAUCCAGAGUACUCUGACCGUGUGGAGUACCUUGGGAAUAAGAAAAAUAACUGCACUUUUAGAAUAAACCAACUGAGAGAAAGUGAUAGAGAAGCAUAUCACUUCAGGUUCCUGACUAACCGUGAAGAUUCAAGAUAUACUGGUAGACCUGGUCUUACAUUAGAAGUUACAGCUCUACGGGUGAUAAUGUAUCCUGACACAGUAACAGAGGGACAGAGUGUAACACUGACCUGUAGCACCACCUGCACUCUGACUGGCCUCCCAGCCUUCACCUGGUACAGGGACAGAUCUCCUCUGUCCUUCACCACCCAGACACACCAGCUCACAGCCAGCAGUGAAGAUGGAGGCAGAUACUCCUGUGCUGUAAAAGGCUAUGGGCAUCUCCCCUCCCCUGCAGUGGCUCUUACUGUGAACUAUCCUCCUCAGGGCACCACAGUGUCAUUCUCUGGUGAAAUAGUGGAGGGCAGUUCAGUGACACUGACCUGCAGCAGCGAUGCCAACCCACCAGUGAACAGAUACACCUGGUUGAAGGGGAAUAGAACUGUAUCCUCAGCGACAGGAGGACCAGAGGCAAGCUACACCAUUAAACACAUCACACGGCAGGAUUCUGGAGAGUACUACUGUGAGGCAGGAAAUUGGAUUGGGACACACAGAUCUCCUCCAAAACUUCUCGAUGUGCAGUAUUCUCCCAAGAACACCUCAGUAUCAGUGAGUCCCUCUGGUGAAAUAGUGGAGGGCAUUUCAGUGACUCUGACCUGCAGCAGCGAUGCCAACCCACCAGUGCAGAACUACACCUGGUUUAAGGAGAAAAGAGCUGUGUCCUCACGGAGAAAAUCUGGAUUGAAUCACACCAUAACUAACAUCCUCUCUCAGGAGAGUGGACAGUACUACUGUGAGGUGCAGAACCAGGUUGGAACUCAGAACUCUACUACUGAGACCAUAAACGUUCAGUAUCCUCCCAAGAACACCUCAGUAUCAGUGAGCCCCUCUGGUGAAAUAGUGGAGGGCAGUUCAGUGACUCUGACCUGCAGCAGCGAUGCCAACCCACCAGUGCAGAACUACACCUGGUUUAAGAAGAAUGAAACUGGAGUCUGGCAGGCAGGAUCAGGACAGAGUCUGACGCUUUCUAACUUUAGAUCCUGGAACAGUGGACACUACUACUGUGUGUCAGAGAACAAACAUGGACCUCAGAACUCUACUGCUCUACUGGCCACAGUGCAAGGAGGUCAGAUUGUGGCUGUGGCUGCAGCUGUGGGAGUCGGUGCCAUUGUGGCUCUUGUGUUUCUUGGUGUUGUCUGGGUGAGCAGGAGAAGAAAAUCAACAAAUGUGACAGUGCACACAGAAGGGGACAGGGAGGGGAAUAAAGGCCCCAUUUAUAGCAACGUCUCAGGGACGCCAAUGAGUCACACUGAAACCCUGUGUACAGACAGAGGAAACGGUGAAGUUCCCCUCUACUCCUCUGUACAACCUUCUAACACACACAACCAAGUAGAGCUUCUAUACUCCACUGUGUGCUGCCCUCAGAGUGAGGAUGAGGUUCAGUAUGCCAGCGUCCAGUUCCUCCCCUCCGGUGCUGGCCCCAGGCCACCAGCAUCGACAGUGACGGAAGACUGCGUUCUCUACAGCACAGUUCGAAAACAUCAAACAUGAAAAUAAAGCGUCCACAUCUCUCAUUUCACAAACCUUGGGCCGACGCUGAUUAUGCAGUGUGCAAACAGUAUCUCUUUGAAUGUGCAAGCAUUUCCUGUGUUUUAACAAGCAAAUAUUCUGUCUGGAUAGCAAUCCUUAAGCAUCAACAUCCUUCGCUUGGAAUCAACCAAACAUGUACCUGAUGACAUGAUGUACCUUAUGACUAAAAUAAUUGAUUAUAAGAUUGAAAAAUAUUUUUACAUUUUUACAUUUUUUAUUUAUUAGUUUAUUUGUCAGGGACAAUGCAGAGAUAAUUCUAACAGGUUACAAUAGCAUGACACAUGUGUUGCAUCUAGUAUUUCUAGCCAAGGCUAAUUAGCAAUCCCUGUUCUUUUUUUAAGCUUUUCUUCUUAAAAAUAGUCAUUACAUAUCAUCAUUACCAAAAGUACAUUAGUCAAAGUGAGCACAUAGUAAAUAGUGACAUUGCAGGUGAAUGCAGGUGAUUCAGGAUUUGCUGAGCAGACAUACUAUCUGAGUGACAUAUAAGGGAAGAAACCGCUCCAGUCGUCACACUGGAGAUCAGACUCAGACUCUUUCAGGGACUGUUUACCUCUCUACUAUCCCCUUUCCCCCCAAUUUGCUUAUGAACUUAUGAACUCAGGUCACAUGACGGUGGUUAUUGGGUGUUUAAAGGUAUACUCAAAAU